This is a messenger RNA of Camellia sinensis, 1454 nucleotides long. Lineage: Eukaryota; Viridiplantae; Streptophyta; Magnoliopsida; Ericales; Theaceae. The record is from RefSeq and is a predicted model, not a curated record.
CAGAAAGGUGUAUACAAGUCGCAACUAAAACCCAUCGUAGUCAUCGCCACGGCUCUCUCAGGGUCUUCGGAUCUUCCAAAGCUUCCUCUCUAUAAACAUUCCUUUUCUCUCUGUCUCGCUCUCUCUCUCUCUCUCUCUCUCUCUUCAAUCGUCUUCGGAGCUUCCAUGGCUGCUUCUUCCGUCGCCGGAUCGGCCGUUAUCGCCUUCAAAUCCGCCGAAUUUGGUUCGAAUUCCGGCGACCUCAGAGCCUCUCAUUUCUCUCCGAUCACCGGCCGAGUUCGUUCCAUUCAGCUCCGCCUUAACUCGCAUUGCGGAUCGAGAACCUCCUUUGCUACCUCUGGUGUAAAAGCACAGGUUGCCACUGUUGAACAAUCAAGUACUGGAGUGACUCAAAAUGUGGAAGCUCCUGUUGUUGUGGUUACUGGAGCUUCUCGAGGAAUUGGCAAAGCAAUUGCCUUGGCUUUGGGGAAAGCAGGUUGUAAGGUUCUGGUUAAUUAUGCUAGGUCAUCAAAGGAGGCAGAAGAAGUUUGUAAAGAGAUUAAGACAUGUGGUGGUCAGGCUAUUACAUUUGGAGGAGAUGUUUCAAAAGAAGCAGAUGUGGAAUCAAUGAUCAAAACUGCGGUUGAUGCAUGGGGAACUGUUGAUAUAUUGAUAAACAAUGCAGGUAUUACUAGAGAUGGUUUAUUGAUGAGAUUGAAGACUGCUCAAUGGAAGGAGGUUAUUGAUCUAAAUCUCACUGGUGUAUACCUAUGCACACAGGCUGCAGCCAAGAUUAUGAUGAAAAAGAAAAAGGUUUUCCUUUCUCAUAGGCUCAAUUUUAUCUAUAUUAAGGGAAGGAUAAUCAACAUAGCAUCAGUUGUUGGUCUUGUUGGUAACGUUGGGCAAGCCAAUUAUAGUGCUGCAAAAGCAGGGGUACUUGGCCUCACAAAAACCGUGGCAAGGGAAUAUGCGAGUAGGAAUAUUAAUGUUAAUGCUGUUGCCCCAGGGUUCAUUGCGUCUGAUAUGACUGCUAAGCUUGGGGGAGACAUUGAGAAGAAAAUCUUGGAAACCAUCCCCUUGGGAAGGUACGGCCAACCAGAAGAAGUUGCUGGACUAGUGGAAUUCUUGGCUCUCAGUCCUGCCGCCAGUUACAUUACUGGACAGGUGUUGACCGUUGAUGGAGGAAUGGUGAUGUAGGAGGUCAACCAAGUCUCAAGCCGGAUCACUACCGAACUUACCAAACUAUAGAGGUUUAUGCAGGCCGGUUUUCUUUUAGAUAGCGAUAGCGAAAAAAGAAGUUUUCAUAGGAUUGUAGUAAGGGUUUUAUAACAGUUUUUUAUUUACUAAUAAUUUUAAGUUAAUGAGACCAAGCUAGGGUUUUAUAACAGUUUUUUAUUUACCAAUAAUUUUAAUUUGUUUUAUAUUUUGUGUGUAAUGCUUUAAACUGUAAUGAUAGCUCUCUUUUAUGUUUAGAA